Molecule: messenger RNA, 1233 nt
Organism: Geodia barretti
Lineage: Eukaryota; Metazoa; Porifera; Demospongiae; Tetractinellida; Geodiidae
Source: the annotation of a GenBank genome assembly
GUAACGGUAGAACUUCCUCACGUAGGCGAAUCGGUGGUCGAGGGCACCAUCGGCAAAUGGCUGAAACAGCCGGGCGACUCCAUACGCCGCUUCGAGCCAUUGGUGGAGGUCGUAACAGACAAGGUGACCAUGGAGGUGCCGUCCCCCGUCGAGGGUGAGCUUCUGCGCAUCCUAGCCGCCGAGGGAGAUACCCUCCCUAUGGGCACACCCAUCGCCGAGGUAGGAGAACCCGGGGAGACUCCGUCUGCGCCGCCGCCUGCACCUGCGGUCGCCCCCGCAGCCGUGGCUCCAAUAGCUUCCGCGCAGUCCGUUUCCCCCGUUGACGCCAGUCGCCCUCGCCUCUCGCCCGCGGUGCGAAGGCUCGCCCGCGAGAACUCGGUUGACCUGACCCAGCUCCACGGCACCGGCCUCGGCGGUCGCAUCACCCGCGACGACGUUCUGCGCUACCUGGCGGAACCCAGCCCUGCCCCGGCUCCUGCCUCCGCUGCCGCCAUACCCACUGCCGCUCCCGCACCCUCGGUCGAGCCCGGACCCGACGAUGAGCGGGUGCCCCUGACACCGGUGCGUCGGAUGAUCGCCGAAGCGAUGGUCCGCAGUGUCACCGAAAUCCCGCACGCCUGGAGCAUCAAGGAAGUCGACGUCACCGGCCUGGUGGCCCUUCGUCAGAGCGUUCGGUCUGACUUCGAGCGCCAGGAGGGCGUUUCCCUCACCUACAUGCCUUUCGUUAUUCAGGCGGUCGUGGAAGCCUUGCGCAAGGUGCCAUCGAUGAACGCCACCUGGGGUGGCGACUCGAUAAUCCUGAAACGGCGCAUCAACCUUGGCCUCGCGGUGGCCGCACCCAACGGUCUGAUCGUCCCGGUGGUCCACAACGCCGACCGCCUCAACAUCGCCGGACUGGCCCACGCCGUGCAGGACAUCACCGAGCGCGCCCGCAUCAACCGCUUGGCCGUCGGGGACGUCCAGGGUGGGACAUUCACGCUGAACAACACUGGCGCCCUUGGGGGAUCGCUGGUCUCUGGCCCCAUCAUCAACUACCCGCAGGCGGGCAUCAUAACCACCGAGACUAUCGAAAAGCGUGCCGUGGUCAGAAACGACGCCAUCGCCAUCCGCUCCAUGAUGAACAUCUGCCUGUCCUUCGACCAUCGCAUCAACGACGGAGCGGAGGCCAGCGCAUUCCUGGAGACGGUCAAGACCCGCCUGGAGUCAUUCGGCCCAGACUCGCCCGUCUACUAG